Messenger RNA from Colletotrichum truncatum, 2004 nucleotides. RefSeq names its product lysophosphoplipase A. The record is from RefSeq and is a predicted model, not a curated record. Gene Ontology annotation, molecular function: A2-type glycerophospholipase activity. Gene Ontology annotation, cellular component: cytosol. Lineage: Eukaryota; Fungi; Ascomycota; Sordariomycetes; Glomerellales; Glomerellaceae. Gene Ontology annotation, biological process: glycerophospholipid catabolic process.
AUGCUUGCGGGUAUCCUAUUCAGCAUAGGAUUGGCCUCUGCUCUGGACGAUUCUCAGGCUGACUUAUACGCACCUGUACAUGCAAAAUGCCCAGACGACUUGCGAGUGCGACCUGCUUCAGAGGGGUUAUCACGAUCAGAGUCCUCAUGGAAAGCAAGUCGCGGAGAGAAGGCCAUCCCGGCGCUUAGCAGCUACCUCACACUGGCCAACAUUGAUGGCUUCAACGUUCAGGAGUAUAUCCAGCGUCUGAACUCGACAAGCUACCCUGUAGUUGGCCUCGCCAUUUCGGGAGGUGGCACACAAUCCGGUGUAGGAGGCCUAGGUAUAUGGCAAGCUUUUGAUGCCCGCAACCCUGCGGCGGUACAAGCUCGUACGGGAGGACUCACACAGGUUCUCUCGUACCUCACCGGCCUCAGCGGCGGAGGUGCCCUCACUGUCAGCACACUUGCUUCGAACGACUUCGUCACCGUCACGGAUCUCAGGAAACAGAUCAACUUCGCGACCGACUAUACCAAAGGCAAAGACGGAAAUCAGGACCAGUAUCUCCAGACUAUCUUCGAUGACGUUGCCUCAAAGGCCGAGCAGGGCCUCCCCGUAUCCGUCGCCGAUGUUUUUGGAUUCUUCUGGGCCACCUACCUUCCAGAGAAGAAGACUUACAACAAUUUCUCGGACCUCGCCGCUCAGGGAACUGUCUUCUCCCGCGGCGAGGGUCCGAUGCCAAUCAUCAGCCUCUCCGAGGUCAUUCCCGGCCAGUCGCCCAACAUUAACAAUAUUAUGUGGCCUGGCCGCACCGAUACCAACGGUUUCAAUCUGACAUCGUAUGAGGUCACGCCUUUUGAGUUUGGCAGUUGGCGCGGUGGCAGGGUGCAGGCUUUCAUGCCGACAACCUACCUCGGCACGUCAAUGUCUAACGGCACAUCUCAAAAUAACAGCGAGUGCGUACGAGGCUUUGACAAGUUCACUUUCAUUCAAGGUUCCACGGCAGAUGCCUUCAAUGCAUGGUUCAUCGAUGAAUGGUACAACAUCCCGGUGUUUGCGAAGCGGAAGCUGGAGGAUAGGCAAACGCCGUCAGCGAAUAUCACGGUUCCCCCCGAAUUUGAGAAAGAUGGGCGGGUUCAACUCGUCAGUGGCGUCGCCGAUGAAUUCAGGCAAACUUUCAAUGAGUCUCUGUGGGCUAGGUAUCCCAAUCCCUUUCAGAACUUUAACCCAGCCAUGAAGAAUGUGGAUGAGCUUCUCCUGAUCGACGGAAGUCUCUCGGGUGAAACCAACCCCAUACGACCCCUUAUCAUUCCUGAGCGUCAAGUCGACCUCGUCAUCGUCUACGAGGCCUCUUCGGAUGCUGCGAACAACUGGGUCAAUGGCACCAACCUGAUCAACUCCGCUCAAUCGGCGGCUCAAGGGAACAUUCCAUUCCCUCGCAUACCCGAUGUCGCGACCCUCGUGACGCAGAACAUGACCAAGCAGCCUACAUUCUUCGGUUGCAAAGACGCCGCACCCACGCCGCUAGUUCUAUACCUACCCAACUCGCCUUGGUCGGGCUACAUCAACUUCACCUACACCAAGUCCUCUUUUACCGACAAUGAGUUUGACCUUACCGCUGACAACGCCUUCCAACUCGCCACCUACGGUAAUGGUACGGUUGACGCUGCAUGGCCUGCCUGCCUCGCGUGCGCCACCAUCCGUGGCAGCCUCCUGCGGCUUGGGCUUCAACUGCCCCAGCAGUGCCAACAGUGCUUUGAGAAACACUGCUGGAACGGUGUGACGGCGACGAGAGCUGUGACGCCCGAUGACUUUAAUCCGAGUUUGAGGUUGAACUCAAGCUUCUCGUAUCGUGAGUGGGAUGAGACCUACUGGAAGAGCGCGACGAAUAGGGGCGGUGGCAGUGGAGGAGCCACACCUCCGGGGGAUCCCAACCCGAAUGGGGCGUCUAGAACGUUGGAAAUGGGAAUGGUAGGGUUUACUUUCGCCGUGGCGUCAAUUACCGCCUUAAUCUCUUUGUUAUAA